Messenger RNA from Dinoponera quadriceps, 2993 nucleotides. RefSeq names its product zinc transporter 1 (gene ZnT63C). The transcript has 8 exons. The record is from RefSeq and is a predicted model, not a curated record. Lineage: Eukaryota; Metazoa; Arthropoda; Insecta; Hymenoptera; Formicidae. Gene Ontology annotation, molecular function: zinc ion transmembrane transporter activity. Gene Ontology annotation, cellular component: membrane. The coding region runs from base 575 to 1879 and encodes 434 amino acids. Gene Ontology annotation, biological process: zinc ion transmembrane transport; intracellular zinc ion homeostasis; detoxification of zinc ion.
AAGUUAGUGUCGAGUGCGACUGACACGAGGAGCGUUUCGGAACGCGUUCGGCGUCCAAUGAGGAAGCCGGAUCUUUCGGCAAUGGGCGCGCCUAUUGGGCGCCAGAUGCGUCUCAAGAUUCUCCAAGCGGGAGUGUCCCGAUCGCGUUUUGUCCGCGAGUGUAAGCACGGACAUCGGGCACGCGACGAGAAUCCUUUGUAAUGUGAAAUUUCGCCGUGCGUGUGUGCCACCAGUUACAUUUUUCCGCCGCGUCGCGUCAUGGCCGGCGAGGGGUGAAGUCAGUCGAGCGCCGUGAAAAACUUCGUGUAUGCGCCAGUACUCGCCGGGCGUAUUGUGCGUACGCAUGAUCAACGCGCGACAAUGGAGUAAAUAUUUAUGUUCCGCGCAACUUGGUGAUACGAGGAUCGAUGUUAGCCGUCGCCCGUCGCCGUAUCGCGCGUGGAACAUGUUCAGGAACGUUUCCCACACUCCGUGUUUGAUCAGUGUCACUUGAUACGAUCGACGACGAGACGCGCGCGUGGACAACUAGGACGGCCUCGACGAGCUGCUUCUCCUGCAGGUUUGCACAAAUACCAUGGGUCGUUACACAGGCAAAAAAUGUCGCCUAUUAACAAUGUUAUGGCUGACAGCCUUGUUUUUCUUAGUGGAAAUAGUAGUGGGUUAUGUGACCAAUUCAAUGGCAUUAAUAGCAGACAGUUUCCAUAUGUUGUCAGAUGUAGCUGCUUUAGUGGUAGCAUUUCUGUCCGUGAAGAUGUCACCGAAGAAAUGGUCGAAAAAUACUUUUGGUUGGGCCAGAGCAGAAGUAUUAGGAGCCUUGGUAAAUGCUGUCUUCUUAGUUGCUCUAUGUUUUAGUAUUACUGUGGAAGCGUGUAAGAGAUUUAUUGAAGUAGAAGAAAUACAUGAGGCCAAGCUCCUCGUGGCAGUUGGAGCCCUUGGUUUGUUGGUGAAUGUGAUAGGCUUAUGUUUAUUCCAUGAACACGGAAGUGCUCAUGGUCACUCGCACGGGAUAUCUCGAAGUCAUAACAGAUUGAGCACUCUAGUAGGUACAGAUGAUAAUGAAAACGACGAAGCUUAUAGACCUUCGACGCCUCAAGUGAAGAAAGCGCACGGUCAUACCCACGAUGCAAGUCAGAUGAACAUGCGAGGUGUAUUUCUUCAUGUGCUUUCUGAUGCACUUGGCUCUGUUAUUGUCAUUGUAUCUGCUCUGAUUGUAUGGCUAACAAAGUGGCAAUACAGAUUUUACAUUGAUCCCGCAUUGUCGCUAUUAUUAGUCAUUCUUAUUCUGCGCUCAGUGUGGCCAUUACUUCAAGAAUCAGCUUUAAUACUAUUGCAGACUGUGCCAACACAUAUUCAGGUCGAUGCUAUACAGCAGCGUUUGUUAGAAAAUGUCGACGGAGUAUUAGCCGUUCAUGAGUUCCAUGUAUGGCAAUUAGCGGGUGAUCGUAUUAUAGCUAGCGCGCAUAUAAGGUGUAGAAAUCUUUCUGAAUAUAUGAAAAUCGCCGAACAAGUUAAAGAGUUUUUCCAUAACGAGGGUAUACACUCCACUACCAUUCAGCCAGAAUUUAUUGACUAUCAUUCUAAUAGUGAAAUUAAAGAGACUCCCACAGAAGAUUGCGUGUUGGAUUGUCCAAAGACUGAUAAGCCCUGUAAUCACGCAACAUGUUGCGGUCCUUCCAAGCAAGGUCGUGAAACUCCCUCACCUGGAGAGACGCCAUAUAUGUGCAGACAACGUAAUAGCCUGGCACGUUCAACCGGCUCUAUAGGAGGAGCGGAACAACAAGAAGUGAAUGAAAUGGAACGCGGACAUUUGCUGUCACUGCCCACUUCGCAUCACUCCGUCCAACUUCCCCAUCCUCACGUUAGCACACCAACUGUCUGAGUUGUCAUCGCAUUAUCAGAUAUCUACCUCCAUUAGCGAAAUAUACGCGGCGCGUCAUGAUUUAUUGUACAAAUGCAAUAAAUGGGCAUGUCUACAUAGAGUUCAUUAAUAUUGCAGUUAACGGCGGGAGUUAAGCGACACGAUUUGCAAUCGAGUUUUUACUUAUAGAAACACAUAAUUAAGAUAUUUGAUAAUUAAAUGCCAAAGGCAUGUUAAUACCAAAUACAACCAUGUUAGUUAACCUGCUAAUGUAACGAGAAUGUUUAAUUCCAAUAUGAUAUUCUUUAGGCUUUGGACAUUCAACGCAUAAUUAACAAAAUGCAGGAAUUGUUUCUCUAAUUGAAGUUGUGUAAAUUGUAAAUUGUUUAUAAUAGUUGACAAACUGACUUUCAUUUAAUCUCAUUGUACAUCGACGGCGAUAUUGUGGUACAGACGCUGCUUUGAAUUUUAUUUAUAUGUACUUUUUUAUCUAUUCGUUUAUAUACUGCGUAGUUUUUUAUAAGGUAAUAUACAAAUCUAUAAGCGAGAGUACCAAAUCUCCUCAGUAUAAUACUUGUCUAUAUGCUUUUCUCCGUAUAAUUUUCGAUUGUUAAGUCUGUAUAUUUUUUAUGUAUUUCUUGUAGGCUUGACCAAUUACAAAAGAGUUGCAAAAAAUGAAUGAAUUGUAUAAACGACGUAUCCGCUGUCUCUCUCUUUCCAACAGCUAUUGUUACGACUACGACUAUUACUAUAGCUAUCUCGUCGGCGAGGACACUACGGAAGAUAAAAGAUUAAACUUUAUCGAUUCUACUACUUUUCCUGUUUCCCUAUGAAAAAGAUUAGAAUAUUAAAUAUAUUGAUUAGCUUCCUCUCAUUUUUUUUUCCGUCCGCUAAUACGCGACCCUGUGACUCAAGUCUGACUUAGUUUCUCUUUUUUUUUUUCGAAAUAAAUUAAUACAAAACUUCACAAAGUAACGCAUUUGCGCUGUAUGCAAUUGUUUAUUUUACUCGUACUAUAUAUAUAUAUCAAAUGUUCUGUAAUUCUACGAUAAAUACGACGAAGAAAAAUCUCACGUCCAAUGAAUACAAAACUGAAAUCUAACGAGAACGCUAUUAAAUGUGCGUCGAGUCUUGA